GUUCAAUUAACGCAUAAGUAGGCACAAUAGUGAAUAUUGAAACAACUUUACUUACAGUGGGGAAUUAUUUAUCUCCCCUGUGUGCACUAAAGAUUAUUGUUGUGAAUAGAUAACAGGGUUCAAGGUUUCCUAUACAUAAUUACCCAUCAUCUUUGAUAAAAAGUUGCUAAUUAAAUUGUGUGUAUCCUUAUUAACUAGUGUUAGUCAAACUUCCAGAAUGAGUAACUUGGAAUUAGUAUUACAAGAUAUUUUAAAGAAUCUACCUGUACUGCCAAUAUUUGCUGGAGUUGGUGCUAUUGUGGUUAUCACUACAGUUGCAGCAAACUGCCUAUGGGGUAAAAAACCAAAAGCAGAACAGAAGAAAAAGAAUCCUGUCACUUUAGUUGAUCCAAAUACAAAAUAUCAGCUGCCUCUUAUAGAACGGGAAGAAAUAAGCCAUGACACUAGGAGGUUUAGAUUUGGAUUACCAACACCGGAACAUGUACUGGGCUUACCAAUCGGACAGCAUAUACACUUAUCCGUUAAAUUAAAUGAUGACCUGGUAAUCAGAGCAUACACCCCUGUAUCAAGUGAUGAAGAAAAGGGAUAUGUGGAUUUGGUUAUCAAAGUAUACUUCAAAAAUGUCCAUCCAAAAUUCCCAGAUGGUGGGAAAAUGUCUCAACACUUGGAAAGUUUGAAGUUAGGUGACACAAUAGAUGUUAGAGGUCCAUCGGGAAGACUGCAAUAUGCAGGCAACGGUACAUUCCUCAUCAAGAAGUUGAGGAAGGAUCCACCAGUCAAAACUGUUGUUAAGAAAAUGAAUAUGAUUGCAGGUGGCACGGGAAUCGCGCCGAUGUUACAACUGGUUAGACACAUUUGCAACGACAGCAACGACUCGACCGAGUUGCGGUUACUGUUCGCGAAUCAGACGGAGCAAGACAUACUGCUCAGAGACGAGCUGGAGACGUUCCAGCGAGAACACCCGGAACAGUUCAAGCUGUGGUACACAGUGGAUAGACCAGAAGAAGGCUGGAAAUACAGCAAAGGAUUCAUCGACGACGAGAUGAUUAGCAGCCAUCUCUUCCCACCGGGUGAUGACGUCAUCACUUUAAUGUGUGGACCACCGCCCAUGAUCAACUUUGCCUGCAACCCAGCCUUGGACAAACUGGGCUACCCUGAAAAUCUACGUUUCGCUUACUGAGCCUUUAUGGGUAGUAGUGAACUAAUAAAUAGAUCAACAACUGCAAUCUUAGCAAUAAAUACAUGUGCCUACAGCAAUUAUGUAAGCAUAAUACAUAUGAAUAUUACAUUUGAAAUACAACGAAUUUUUCUACUAAUUUUUACAUUUAACCUUGAGGCAAUAAAUAUUUUAUUGAUGUUCUUGUAUCAGAAUUAACAAUGUAAGUGUACAUUUUUUUGUUACUUAUUUAAAUGUUUUUUAAACAUAUUUUGAUAAAUGGUUGUUAUUAGUAUUGUCAGUAAGGUUUUAUUAAGUGUUAUUAUUGUGUAGUUGAAGAAUAUGUUAAAUAUUAAAUAAUUGGAGAUAGA
Molecule: messenger RNA, 1527 nt
Organism: Leptidea sinapis
Lineage: Eukaryota; Metazoa; Arthropoda; Insecta; Lepidoptera; Pieridae
Product: NADH-cytochrome b5 reductase 2
Exons: 6
Coding region: 218-1180 (320 amino acids)
Cellular component (GO): mitochondrion
Molecular function (GO): oxidoreductase activity; FAD binding
Source: RefSeq, a predicted model, not a curated record